Messenger RNA from Magallana angulata, 731 nucleotides. Its product is annotated as complement C1q tumor necrosis factor-related protein 3-like. The record is from RefSeq and is a predicted model, not a curated record. Gene Ontology annotation, molecular function: protein binding. NCBI's taxonomy places the organism in Eukaryota, Metazoa, Mollusca, Bivalvia, Ostreida, Ostreidae. The transcript is spliced from 2 exons. The coding region runs from base 70 to 693 and encodes 207 amino acids.
UAUGCACGAGUCUUAUCAAUUUCUUUAACCGCAGAACGCAAAUAACUGUUACAUGAUCGAACGAGCAAAAUGUGUUUAAAAGCGGUCUUUGUAGUAGCAUUACAGUCGAUGUUGUUCGUUUCGGCAAACUAUUCUAACGAAAAUGCAGAGAUUUUCCACAAACUGUCAGAACUCGAGAAUAAAGUUUCCGUGCUUACGGGGAAACUUGAGAGCUGUAAAUGUUCUACUUCCGAAGAUGAUUCAAUAACCAGAGAGGGACGUGCAAUCCCUGAAGGGCGGCAAUCACAAAUUGCUUUUCAUGUCCGUUUAACGCACAACAUCGUCAACCUUGGGAUACACCAGUCUAUUGAGUUUGAUAAAGUUCUUUUGAAUGAUGGGAACGGAUAUUCAAUUUAUUCCGGACAUUUCGUCGCCCCGGUUUCCGGUCUAUACGUCUUCGCCUGGACCAUUUCAUCUGGGGACUACCAUUGCAUUGUAUACGACGUUGUGAAGAACAAUGAAAUGUUGGUAUAUUCUAUAAGCGAUGCGAAUGAUCACAGGGAUUGGGCUGUGUCGUCAGGGACCGCUGUUACCCGGAUGAACGCAGGUGAUCGUGUCUGGAUACGAGUUUCCAAUAUAGAAAUCGCUUGUUCGCACUACGUUUAUGGUACUGGGUUGGGCACUUCUUCGUUUGCUGGAUAUAUUCUUAAUUAACAAAUACAUGUAUUAUCAAUUUGGAUUAUGUUUUAUCA